UAAUGCAAUGUUUUUAGUUUCCUUUCAUAUUUCGAUAAGUUAAUUCAAAAUGUUUAAUUCCACAGCUAUACUCUAAAUUUUUUUUUUAAAGUCAUAUUAUACAACAUUAUGGCUCCGAGAAUAAGUAGUUGGYCUGUAUGGAAUAAUUUAUCAAGUACGGAUCACAAUAUAAGAUCGGUGGAUAGUUGGAUUGAGGCACGCCGAGAGGAAGAUGGCGCUGACGAAUUGUGGAGAAUUUACGAUGGAUUGUAUGAUCUUAAACAAUGGAUACAYAAGCACCCUGGAGGAUCGCAAUGGCUAGAAAUUACAAAAGGUACGGAUAUUACAGAAUUGUUUGAAACGUAUCAUUUUAAUCAAAAAGCCGCGAGGGAAGUGAUGGGUAAGUUCUUUGUGCGCCGGGCAAAGACGCCAAGGAAAUCGCCUUUCACGUUCAAACCUGACGGAUUUUACAACGUGUUGAAGUCUCGAGUUAAUAAAAAGUUAUCCCAAAUCAACCGUCGUGAUGUCUCCAUCAAAUCUAUGCUGGUCAUCGACACUUGGUUUUUCGCAACAUUAGUCCUCUGCGCGGCAGUCGCACGAACUCAAAGCACAUUUUUGGCCAUAUUGGCAGGUAUCAGUUUGGGGCUUGGAACCGUYGCAAGUCAUAAUUUCACUCACCUCAAAGACAAUUGGAGGAUGUAUUACAUGCAGCUAAGCAUGUUCUCGGUGAGAGAAUGGAGAAUAUCGCAUGUAGUCAGUCACCACGUUUACACCAACACUGUACACGACUUAGAGAUGACGUUGCUGCAUCCAUUUAUUCAUUGGUUUCCCACCGAUGACAAACCGCUUUUAGUUCGUUAUAUACCGUAUCUAACUCUCAUUGCCUACCCUUUAAUUGCACCGGUACAAUUUUUCAUCAGUGGUGAAGACAUUGAUUGGGGAAUUCAUCAAAUUGACACCAGUGAGGAACGGAACGAGAUAACUGAUAAUAUAUUUGUGUCCUUGGUAACGUUUAGUGACCAUACGUUGCAUCAUUUAUUCCCGUCUUUAGACCACAGUUUAAUACCAUUCUUGCAAGAAAUUUUCCUAAGCACAUGUGAAGAAUUCGGCUUGGAUAGAACAUCAAAACCAUUCUCAUCUAUUAUACGCGGACAGUUUAAACAAUUAGUUCGCCUGACUCCAAACAAUCCGAAGAGAAAACAUUGUUUAAAAAACUAACAUUACCCAAGCAUAKAAAAUACUUUUUUAUUUUUUAUUUUUGYAGACCUAAAUUAUGAUUUAUGGUAAAUGUUUUUUGACAAUUAGGUUUAUAUAAUUGCUUUUAAAAAAUUUAUUUCUCUAUAAAAUCUGAGUGCUAAUAUAAUCAAAUGCAAAUUUUAAUCAUUAUCUACGGGGAAUUAUAUAAUUUUACAUUAAUUAUAUAUUACAUCUGCACGCGUGGUU
Diuraphis noxia (Russian wheat aphid) is the source of this 1422-nucleotide messenger RNA. Its product is annotated as cytochrome b5-related protein-like. Lineage: Eukaryota; Metazoa; Arthropoda; Insecta; Hemiptera; Aphididae. Gene Ontology annotation, biological process: lipid metabolic process. The record is from RefSeq and is a predicted model, not a curated record.